Triplophysa rosa is the source of this 1528-nucleotide messenger RNA. RefSeq lists its product as uncharacterized. The transcript has 9 exons. Lineage: Eukaryota; Metazoa; Chordata; Actinopteri; Cypriniformes; Nemacheilidae. Bases 12 to 1013 code for a protein of 333 amino acids. The record is from RefSeq and is a predicted model, not a curated record.
UCAAUAACAAAAUGGUCGCAUAUGGAACAGUAGCUCUUUUCUACACCCUGAUCUGCUUUUGCCAGCUCAUUUCAGGUACUGAAUGCUAUGGUAGUGGAGCAGACAAUACACUUUCUGUCCAGCGUGGAGGAUCAGUCACUAUCCCGUGUUAUUAUGACAGUAAAUACACACAGCAGAGAAAGUACUGGUUCUCAGACGCUGAUAAAAUUAAAAUAUUCACAAACUGUACGAAUGAAACUGUGUCAGUAAUUGAUCAUCCUGCUCAGAGUCUUUUUACUGUGACUAUGAGAAACCUGACACGUGGUGGAAGCUAUACUUGUGUUGUGGACAAUGAAUCCUUAUUUGAAACCUACAUCCAUGUUCAACCUGUUCCUGAUGUGUCUGUGGUGUCCAGCAGUGUAUCUGGAGAUGAAGGUGGUAAUAUCAGUGUAAAGUGUCUCUACAGUUCUGCAUAUAAGAACAAACACAAACAGUGGUGCAGAUAUAAAGACAAGAGGUGUUACACAUCCCAGAAUUCAUCAGUUGAGAUCAGUGAUGAUGAGAGAGCAUCCUUCACUGUGCUGAUGUCUGGACUGAUGCUGAAGGAUUCUGGCUGGUACUUCUGCUCUGUCGAUCACCUACAAGCUCCUGUUUAUCUCACAGUCACUGCAGUAGCGUCUGUCACCAUACACAGCAACACUGAGACCACCAAUGAUGAAAAGAUGUCGCUGUGGCUUCCAGUUUCUGCUGGGCUGCUGAUGGUAAUAAUUCUGGUUGGUGUUUGCACCUGGAAAUGGAGAAAGAGAUCCGCGGAAGAUAAGAAACAGAUCAAGUAUAAUGCGCCGGACACUGCCACAGUUCCCCCUGAAGAGCCAGUGAUAUACAGCGCUAUAAACGAUGAAAAUCCAAAUGACAUUUCUCUGCUGGAAUCCAAAGCAAAUACAAUUUACAGUACUAUUGAAGACCUACCUGGGUGUGAAGCAUCUGAAGAGCCUUUUUCCACAAGAACCUUUGGGGAACAGAAAAGUGUGUGAAAGGGUCUUGGAAUCAUAUAGCCUAAUAAUAGAACCUUUAGCAACAUUUAUUUUUAGUGUAAAACCUCAGUCUGUAUAUAUAAUAACAUUAUAUUAUGUUUGUUUAUUAUUAUUGUAUUCUUUUUGUUGUCUUUAUUUACUAGUUGAAUUCUUUUGGAUGUGUUUUUUAAACUGCCAUUUACAUUAUUUAAAUGUUUUAAACUCUAUUUCUCUCACUUCACACAUAUACUUAUAUGUAUACAAUAAAUAACGAUGAUUGUCAUUUUAAAACCGUUGAAAGACAGCCGUUUGCUUUAUAAUAAAUCCUUUUUGUGCUUUUAUCGCCCUCUAGUGAAGAAGUUAGGCUUUGCAAAGUUCUUUUACAGAAGGUCAAAAAUUGACAGAUGCUUUUAAUUUUAGCUGGAAAAUGACCUCACCACACUGUAAAAUAGCGGUACCUGCAAGUAUUACCUUUACCUGACCUACUCAUUUAGCUAUUGGUUGUAUUUAAUUGUUGCAUUUAGAUGAUAUUAUGG